UAACAUAGGUCUCAAAAGGCAUAUGGCGGACGUUUUAUAUAUUUUUGCAUCGAAAACUGAUAAAUUGUUUUAGUUAUGAGUAUCUUGUGACCAUUAUAGCGUAUUUACUAAAUUUAGCUGAUAAACGUUAGUUUUAAAUGUGUAAAUAAGUUUAUUUUAUGUAGAGUUGUAAAUAUUGAUAGUAUUUUCGUGCGUGGACGUUUUGAUCCGUAUUGUUUAAUGAAAAACGAAAAGUCUGUGAUAUAAACAAUACAUAGGUGAUAGAAUAAUUUACUGAGUUUUUGUAAAUAUUGUUUAGGUAUUUUAGAAUUUUAGAAUAAUUAAUAUAUUGAAAGAAGACUGAGAAAUUGUGUGGGAGAUUUACAAGCUAUGUCAGCUGCGAGUUUAUUGUCUUCGUUGAAAGAGAAACCAACCGACGAAGGCCCAAAGAAUGGCUCUAAUCAAUCAGGCGAUGCGGGCGAUGCGGGCGAAGCGGGCGAGGCGAGCGAGGACGCGGGCGGCGGCGGGCAGUGCGCCGGCGACCCCGCCGUGCUGGCGCUGGGCCCCGCACGCCGCCCGCUCGUGUACCCGCGCGACCUGCUGCUGCGCCUGCGACACUCGCCGCUCGUCAAGCGCGGCCUCGAGCACGCAUUCCGGGGCUGCGACGCCGCGCUCGCACUGGUCCUCAAGAAAGGCUCCGAUUCACCCAACGACGACGACCGAGGAGCCAAGGGAGAUGCUCCUAACGACAAUCAUAAGGUGAGCGCGGGUGGUGGAGGUGGAGGGGGAGGGGGCGGUGUGCGCGAGCGGCGCGCCGCGGACCCGCGCGAGCGCGUGCGACGCGAGAGCGAGGGCAGCGGCAUCGUGCUCUCCCCGCAGCGGCGCUCCUUCGUGUCCGGCUGCGGCGCGCCCGCACCCCCAGCACCGCCGCCGCGACCCGACUCCCCGCACCACCCGCAUCCGCACCCCCACCCGCACACGCACACGCAGACCACCGGCAAGACCGCCGAACAAGCGGGGCGGCGCAUCGGCUCGGGGCGCAUCAUGGUGCGCGAGCCGGGCGCCUGGGAGGAGCCGGACUUCCGCGACACGUACCGCCCCCCCAGGGAGCGCAACAACACCGACAGCAGGUUCGAGCGGCGGUCGUUCACGCGCGACUCCUUCUCGUCCGACAUGAAGCGAGACCGCGACCGCGACCGUGACCGUGACCGAGAUCGCGACGAGCGCUACAUCAGCGACAAGCCGCGGGAUAGAGAGGAGAACCGGCGGUCGGGCGGACGCUACUCGCAGCGCCGCUACGACAAGGAGGAGGAGGAGCCCGAGUGGUUCAGCUGCGGCCCCACCUCGCAGCUGGAGACCAUCGAGCUGCGCGGCUUCGACGACCCCCCGCGCCGCAACGGCACCGCCGCACCGCACGACACAGAGAAGUGGAGCGGUGGUGACGACCCGCCGCAGCCCGGCGCCGCGCAUCAUGAGCAGGAGGAGGUGCGCGAGGCGGAGGCGGGGGUGGAGGUGGAGGCGGAGACGGAGGCGGCGCCGCCCGAGCCCGAGUUCAACCUCGACGACUUCCUCAAGUUCGACACGAUCCCGGACAUGCUCACCAACGGCACGAGCGGUCCGGAGGGCGGCAGUCGCUUCACGCAGUGGUUCCGGCGCGACAGCCCCGACACGCCGCACUUCGACGCCGCCACCAUGCUGCACCACGUGCUCGACGACUCGGAGAGCGUGCGGGACCGGGACCCCACGCCGGCGGAGGCGGCGCACGUGUUCGCGCCCAUCUCGCCGCACCCCGCGCACCCCGCGCACCCCGCGCACACGCCGCACACCCCGCACACCCCGCACCAGCCCUUCUCCCUGCUGGACCUCAUGUUCCGAGCCAACCAAAAGUCGAGAGAUGUCCCCAGCGGGAUGGGCGGGGGCGGGAAGAUGCAGAGCCUGGAGGAGCUGGAGGCGCGACUGCGGCCGCACCAGUCGGCGCCGCACCACAACGUGUCCGAGCACGACCUCACCGCGUUCAAGCGGCUCCUGGCGCAGGUGUCGGGCGGACACGCGGUCACCGAGCAGCGCGCGCCGCACCCGCACCACCAGCACCACCAGCACCACCCGCAGCACCACCAGCACCAGCCGCAGCCCAUGAGCCUCAUGCAGAUGUUAAACAAGAGUAUGGAGCAGCAACAGCAGCAGCAGCAGGCGCAACAGCAGCAAGCGCAGCAGCAGCAGCAGCCGCACAUUCCGCAGGAGCUCCUUUACAAGCUCCUGCAAGUGCAGCAGCGCCAGCAGCAGCAGCAGCAGCACCAGCAGCAGCAGGCGCCGCCCGCCCCCGAGCUGGCCGCGCUCUCGCCCUCCGACCGCGACCUGCUGCAGCGCCCCGAGGGACAGGCCAUCAUACGCGGCCUCAAGUCGGGCGAGAUCACGGUGCAGAACGUGAUGCAGCAGCUGAGCAACCCGGGCCUGCAGAGUCGCCACCGCGAGAUGCUGCUCACCAUCCUGCGCCUGCACCACGCGCGACAGCAGCAGCAGAUGAGCGGGUCGCCGCUGCCCGCCGGUAUGGGAGGUAUGGGAGGUAUGGGCACGCCUCACCUCGUGCUGCCGCAGCACCAGCCGCUGCGCCUGUCGCCGCUGCCGCAUGCCGGUGAGCCGCUGCUACAAAUAACUAACCAAACAACUAAAUGCAAUGUCACCUUGAAGAGAGCGGGCGGAGGCGGGGGGGCGCGCAUCCCCUCCCCGCGCGAGCUGGCGGCGCACACGCAGAGCAUCAUGCAGGGCGCGCUCAUCAAGAAGAAGCUGGAGGAGCAGCGCGAGAACUACCGCCGCCGCCACGACCCCCACCACAAGCAGCCCACGCCCAUCUCCUUCACGCCCACCUCGGUGCUGCGCAAAAUGACCGCAGACAAGGAGGCGGAGGCGCCGAGUCCCAAGCAGCAGCCGCCGCAACCCUGGGCGCAGCCGCCCAAGAUGCCGCAAGGACGACCCAUAGUCAAGGGAAACCAGAGCGGCGCCGCGACCGCGCCCUUCGGCCAGCCGGAGUACGCGCCGCACCACUACCUCGGCCAGCAGCAGAUGGCGGGCGUGCGCGCCUUCCCCCAGCCCGCGCCGCGCCAGCAGUACGCCGCGGGGGCCGGGGGGCGCACCUCCGCACCCACCACGCUGCAGCAGCUGCUGCUGCAGUCGCGCCAGCGCUCGCUCAACGAGCUGGGCGCGGGCGGGGCGGGCGCGGGCGCGGGCGGCGGCGACAACCAGCUGGCGCGCUGGUUCUCGCCGGAGCUGCUGGCGCGCGCCUCCGCCGGCAAGCUGCCCUCCGUGCACGUGCCCAACGCCGUCGCCCUCGAGGACCUGGAGCGCCACCAGGCGCAGCUGGCGCCGCACCCCGCGCAGCCCGUGCGCAACUAGCGCCGCCAUCGCCGUCGCCACCGCCACCGCCAUCGCCACCGGCACCGGCGUCGCGACACAACAAUUCUAAAGGACUUAAACCCUGCAAUAUUAUAAGUUCGAUACGUUUGGCCGGGACCCACCUCCCCCCCCCAUCUCCCCCCUCGGCUCCGCGUCAAUGUAUUCACUGAACCGUAUGUUUCCAUUUAAUGUGCCCGUCUCUUUUGUAAUUUUUAUUGUAAAUUAGUUAAUUGUGCGCGUGUGGGCAACAAUGGCAGCGCCCUGCCGGACAGAGGAGGUGCGUCCCUCCGAACCUGUAAAAAUACCCUCAUCAGAAGUAGGUGCGCUUACGUUACCAUUACCACCAAUUACAAAAUAGAUGAGAAAAUUUGUAAAUGAGAUAAAUGUAAUAAUUGUCUCCGCAAGACGUCGAAUAAACUAUAAGCAAUAUGAUGUGGUCGCGAGCGGCGCGACAACUUCACACUUUACCAUUAGCUAGACUUUGAUUACAAUUUAUCAGUUUUAGAUAAUAAUAAUAACGAGCCUUACGAUUGUAUCGAGGCGCAGAUCGGAGCUGCGGCUAGCCGGCACCGUGUGUCAUGUUGGAGCGCGCCCGACUGCCAGAUUGGUUGUGAGCGCAGCAAGCGGCGCCCCGAGCGCAUCCUACUCUUGUAAACAUUAUUGUUGUUGCGUCGUUCUUGAGAGCAUACGAUAAAGUUUUACCUUUCAAUAUCAUCAGAUUUGACAAUGUUGUGUUGUGUUUAUGCACUUUUCAAAAAGAGAUGUGAAGGUUGACGAUUUUCCCGCUGGCGAGGUAAUGUUGAGUAGCGCGGGGCCCGCGCAGACGCCGGCUCCGGCCCCGGCCCCGGCCUCGGCCCCG
Molecule: messenger RNA, 4228 nt
Organism: Papilio xuthus (Asian swallowtail)
Lineage: Eukaryota; Metazoa; Arthropoda; Insecta; Lepidoptera; Papilionidae
Product: chromatin modification-related protein eaf-1
Exons: 23
Coding region: 370-3369 (999 amino acids)
Biological process (GO): negative regulation of translation
Cellular component (GO): nucleus; cytoplasm
Molecular function (GO): mRNA binding
Source: RefSeq, a predicted model, not a curated record